Aspergillus pseudotamarii is the source of this 1704-nucleotide messenger RNA. Its product is annotated as fungal specific transcription factor domain-containing protein. Lineage: Eukaryota; Fungi; Ascomycota; Eurotiomycetes; Eurotiales; Aspergillaceae. The transcript has 7 exons. Bases 1 to 1704 code for a protein of 567 amino acids. The record is from RefSeq and is a predicted model, not a curated record.
AUGAUGGCUCAGCUAGCUAAUGUAACCCACUUGAUCACGUGUCGGCGUGGGGGACCGCGGCGAAGCACAAAAAAUGACAAGGAACUCCAACGCAUGAGCGUACCUCGCUCUUCGAUAUCUUCGUCACAUCCAUCGACUUCCGACACCGUAGUCGAUAUCCCUCAGUGUUUGAAUGUUCCAGGUACGGGGGACACGAAUUCUGGUCAGGAGACUGGCCCCAGUCUUCGGCAUAUCAUUGGUCUCCUGACCCCUUUCAGUGGAGAGCAGAACCUCAGUGUGGACCCAGGUCUGCUUUGGGGUCCUCAGGAUACAGAACCACCUAGCGAGAUAGAAAAUCCCGUUUUGAGGGUUUAUAACUCUGAAGAAGAUAUCUUAGCGUUAUCGGCAAUACUCUCCUUGAUUCCACCUCCUCAGGACCCGCAGCCGUCAGGGGAAUGCCAUGUUUGGAUGCGACGCGCAUAUGCACGUCUCUAUGCGCAAGCCGCUCUCAGCAGAGCAGAGAAGGAGAUUGACGACCUUGUGUCUACAAACAACUCAACCUCCUAUGUGGAAGACGAUCGCCUUCAUGUCGAACUCCCGUUCCAGCUUUAUCCAGUUUUGGCUUUAGUUGCCCUUAGUAUCUAUGAGUAUUGCCAAUGUGGCAAUGUAUCCCGGAUGCGCACCCGCGCGAACCAGGCCAUUACAACGGCUAUGGAUCUUGGCCUCCAUAACUUGGACUCCAAUGCUUCAGAAGCACACCGACGAGCAUGGUGGUCCGCGUCACCUAUCAUCACCGCAAAUGAUUCUAGGAUAACUACUCCAUAUCCCGAAUUUAAAUCUUUCCUAGGCGGACCAGAGCCAUGGCCCGUUCUGCUUAAAGCUCAGGAAGCUUACAUCUCUGUCUCCGACGUUCUUGUCGCCUUAGGCCUAGUGCACAAAGCUCCCACACAGUCGCAUGACUUGCGUGAUCAGAUCUAUCAGCUUGAUUCACGUAUAGUGUCCCUGGCGAUAGAGUCUGAAUUCUACAUGGGCCUAACAUGCAAGGACGAUGCCGAAGGCCUUGCAAUGCAGGGUAUGGGACUGAUAGCAUAUCUCUUGCUCCAUUCGGCACGGAUUAGACUCCAUCGGUUUAGAGCGUUCAUGGACAUUCCGCUUUUUGUUGAAAAGCAUUGUGACUUGACUGCUAUCAAUGAUAAAGCCCCAUAUCCAGAAUUAUCCUCCAAUUUUGAGACUGUGUUUCCGUUUACCGAGCAGCAAUCCUCUGUCAGGUGCCUGAAGUCAUCCCUUGCUGUGGCUCGAGCUUUUAGAAGUCUUCCCCGUCCACAACCAUCCCGGUCGACCGGGAGCCCAGAAAACAAUCACGCACCAACAACCACUGAAAGCCUCACAAUACAUUCUGCAGUAUCACCCGCCCACUUAGCGAUGACCCCCCCGAGUGCUUUGCCGUACUUUAAGUGUACUGCUAUGCAGGCGAGCUACUCGAUGUUUAUGUUAGUGCAUCGAAUACGGGCAGCUAUUGCUUCCAAUCGUCUUUCAGUUUGCUAUCCUCUGAUGGCCAGUCCAGAGCCUGCCACAGAAAUCCAAGACGCUAGGAGACUUAUUGAAGAGCUACGACAUGGAAUUGAGUGUUUAAAGCAUUCUAUGGAGAGGGACAUGGUAUUCGAAGGUAUUGCUGCCAUGUGCCGUGGGCUUACUGCAGUCUAUCUCUCAAUCUUUCCAAACUGA